Papaver somniferum (opium poppy) is the source of this 1350-nucleotide messenger RNA. Its product is annotated as GDSL esterase/lipase At5g03610-like. Lineage: Eukaryota; Viridiplantae; Streptophyta; Magnoliopsida; Ranunculales; Papaveraceae. Gene Ontology annotation, molecular function: hydrolase activity, acting on ester bonds. The transcript has 3 exons. The record is from RefSeq and is a predicted model, not a curated record. The coding region runs from base 31 to 1179 and encodes 382 amino acids.
UUUAGCCAACCGAGUAGUCAAUAUCUCUAAAUGGAUACUACACAAAAGAAAUCCAGUUUCAUUUCCUCAUCAGUACUAGUACUCUUUUCCUUAUGCUUCUUCUUAUCAAACUCGGCUUUUGCAAAAGAUUUAAAUCACGGUUCUCCUCUGUCGAAGUUGUUUCUUUUCGGGGAUUCGUACCUUGAUACAGGAAAUGACAAUUUUACGGUUAUAUCAUGGAACAUUCCUUAUGGUAUGACUUUCCCCGGUUUCCCCACUGGUCGUUUUUCCGAUGGUCUUAUCUUAACUGAUUUUCUCGCAUCAUUCAUGGGAAUCAAGUCUCCAAUGCCUUACAGACAAUGGAACGAUUUAAGCAAAACAAGAGUUAGCAAUGGGAUGAACUUCGCCCACGGAGGUACCGGUGUUUUCAACACACGGAUAAGGGAACCAAAUAUGACCACACAAAUCGAUAUUUUUAAACAGUAUAUUGCUGAUGGAGUGUACAGCAGACACGACCUUGACGAGUCCAUGGCUGUUGUCUCUAGCUCUCGUAAUGACUACACACAAUAUUACACAGUUGACCAUGGCACCCACGAGGGAUAUCAAGCGUUUGAUGUGAAAGUCAUAGAUCAGUUGGAGAUGAAUCUAAGAGAAAUUAGAAAUGUAGGAGUGAAGAAAGUAGUAAUGAUGACUAUGCAACCCCUUGGAUGUCUUCCUUACAUGACAAGAACUCUAUCCUACGAAAAGUGCGACAAACCUUUGAUCAAUGACAACAUUUAUCAUAACACGUUGCUGAAAAAAGCCGUUCAGAGGCUCAACAGGGAAACAACUGAUUCUCCAUUUCAUAUUCUCGAUCUCUAUAGCGCUUUCAUGUCUGUGAUGAAUAAACGAGGAGGAGGAGCAAACUUCUCGGGUAUUGAUAAGAUAGCAAGUCCCGAGUCUGGGAACCCAUUGUUGGAGCCAUGUUGUACAUCUACUGUCCGUAAUGCUAUGUGUGGGAGUGUUGAUGCCAACGGGGUAAAACAAUACACGUUAUGCGACAACCCAAAUGACGUUUUAUUUUGGGAUAUAUAUCACCCUACAGAAUCUGGCUGGCAAGCAAUCUCCUCAGCUAUGAAACCUUCUUUUGACGAGUUAAUGCAAUACAACAUCUUCCAGCGACGACGUACCUCUGUUUCUGCCUCUGUAGAUACUUCCUAAAUUUUUCUUUGCUCUUUGUGGAACUGUCCAAUCCGUAUAAUAAGUGUCUAUGGACCAGUGAUUGUGUUAAUUUGUGACAGUUUAGAUUGAUUUUUAUGGUUUGAACAAUUAAAUAUUUGUAUUUUUGAUUUUUAUUUUAAACAAUAAUAACUUUGAUGUGGAUUGCGAGUA